AUGGGGAGGUUUGGGGUUGGGUCUGGGACUGGUGAAACCUCUUCAACUUCAACUCCAGAAACCUCCAGACCACCAACGAUCAUCGAAGACCACCAAACGAUCAUCGAAGACCACCAACCCAUUCGUGCGACCAUCAUCGAAGACCACCAACGAUCGAAGCCGAUUCUUCAUUCUCUCUUUCAGCAGUUCCAACCUAUUCCCCCAAAAUCUGAAACGGCGACGAGCGACGAGCGACGAGCGACGACCAGAAGCGACGACCAGCAACGACGACGAUUGAAGGGUUUAGCACUCUCUUGGGGAAAAAAUCGUAAGAAAAUGACCCCUACCACAAAUUUGCCUUUGAUUUUAGGGUUCUGA
Prunus armeniaca (apricot) is the source of this 357-nucleotide messenger RNA. The record is from the annotation of a GenBank genome assembly. NCBI's taxonomy places the organism in Eukaryota, Viridiplantae, Streptophyta, Magnoliopsida, Rosales, Rosaceae.